Molecule: messenger RNA, 1629 nt
Organism: Fonsecaea erecta
Lineage: Eukaryota; Fungi; Ascomycota; Eurotiomycetes; Chaetothyriales; Herpotrichiellaceae
Exons: 1
Coding region: 1-1629 (542 amino acids)
Biological process (GO): aromatic amino acid biosynthetic process
Molecular function (GO): 3-deoxy-7-phosphoheptulonate synthase activity
Source: RefSeq, a predicted model, not a curated record
AUGGCGACAAACGGCACUUCCAAACACGCCGUAACCGGGCCCUGGACGCCCUCUAGCUGGAAGACCAAGCCCAUCGUCCAGUCCGUCCAGUACAGCGACGCCAAGGCCUUCGACGCCUCCGUCCAGAAACUGAACACGCUGCCGCCGCUGGUCACGCCGCAGGAAAUUGUGAAGUUGAAGAACGAACUCCGCGAGGUCGCCCGGGGCAAUGCCUUCCUCCUCCAGGGCGGCGACUGCGCUGAGCUGUUCGACUACUGCACGCAAGAGAUGAUCGAAGCCAAAGUCAAGCUCCUCCUCCAGAUGUCGCUGGUCCUGAUCUACGGCGCUAAGAAGAAGGUCGUCCGCGUCGCCCGCAUGGCCGGCCAGUACGCGAAGCCGCGCUCGUCCCCGACCGAGGUCGUCGACGGCGUCUCCAUGCCCAGCUUCCGCGGUGACAUCCUGAACAGCUACGAGGCCGACCCGGCGUUGCGGGAGCCGGACCCCAAGAGGCUGGUGGAUGCGUACUUCCACUCGGCCGCCACACAGAAUUACCUGCGCGCCGCCCUGGCCAGCGGCCUCGCCGACCUCCAUGCGCCCCUCGACUGGAGUCUGGGUCACGUCCGGGACCCCACCGUGCGGGACAAAUACCAGGUCAUCGUGGAGCGGAUCACCGACACGCUGGACAUGAUGCGCACCAUCGGACUGGACACGGGCGGCGGGCUGGAGACGGUUGACCUGUUCACCUCGCACGAGGGACUGCUGCUGGAAUACGAGCAAUCCCUGACCCGAAAGUUCAAACACCCGGCAAACCACCAACACCAUCAACCAACCGCCUCCCUUCGCCCUUCCUCGCCCAUCAGUAGUCACCACCAAACCCCGUCCAAGACCCGCAAGACGUCCCUGCCGACACAGCUCCCGCCCCCUUUGCCCCCGACCAAAGGCUACUACGACACCUCGGCACACAUGCUCUGGAUCGGCGACCGCACGCGCCAGCUGACACACUCGCACGUCGAGUUCUUCCGGGGCAUCGCGAACCCCAUCGGCGUCAAGGUCGGCCCGAGCAUGCCCGCGGCGGACCUGGUCCCGCUGCUCGACAUCCUCAACCCGGACCACGAAGUCGGCAAGAUCGUCCUGAUCACCCGCUACGGCUGCGACAAGAUCGCCGCCCACCUGCCGGGUCACAUCCGCGCGGUGCAGCAGUCGCGACACCAGGGCACCGUGGUGUGGCAGUGCGACCCCAUGCACGGCAACGGCCGCAACGCCACUGUCGCCGUUCCUGCGCCGGUCGAACCAGCAGCCGUCGGACCAUCGUCUUCCACAACCUCCUCCGCAGGGCAACCUCCUUCAACCACGACGACUACGACGACGAUCAAGACCCGCCGCUUCUCUGACAUCCUCAGCGAACUGCACCAGGCCCUGCAGAUCCACCGCGCGCACGCGUCGUACCUGGGUGGCGUGCACCUGGAGCUGACGGGCGAGGCCGUGACUGAGUGCAUCGGCGGCGCCGAGGGCCUGACCGAGGCCCACCUCAGCCUCAACUACGCCACCUUCUGCGACCCGCGGCUCAACGAGAAGCAGGCCCUCGAGCUGGCCUUUCUCGUCGCCGGGUUUUAUCGGGAUGAUGCCGCCGCCGCCGCCACGGCGGCGUGA